GUGGCUUACAUGGGACCUUCCCCCUACUCGACCAUUUGUAGCCUUCUCCAUGUUCUGAUCUGCCGACUGAUGGAUCACUCCUGCAGCUGCAGUCCGCCUGUUCUGCCUCUGGCAGCUUCCCUCUUCAUCUUCUAUUAAUGCCUCGUCCAGCUCCUGCUCCCGGCUUAGACAAGCCUCUCCAAGAUGAAGCUCCUGGGGUGGAUGCACCGGAAAUUACGACAGAAUAGUAAUGAUGUGUUCAAAGAUUUCAACAACGGUGGAGGUGGGACCUGCAACUGCAUCACCGGGCUGGCCUCGCCGGACCCCGUCACCUUCCUCUCCUCGGCCAACGAAUACUUCGCCGACGAUGCCUUCACCACCAACCAUCCAUCGCCGCCGUCAGCCGACCUCUUCACCUUCGGCGGCAGCGGUCUCCUCACCAUUGGCACUCUAGGCAUCGCUGCUGUCGCGGUCCCUACAGACGCAGACGACGAUGAGUACGACGUCGACGUGGUUGAUGCCGAAUCCGACUCUGACGACAAAGAUGACAACGUGGAUGAGGAAGACGACGUCGACGGCGGCGCCGUCACGCCCACUUUCACCUACCCUCCGCCGCCGCCGACAGAGGCCGCGGUCGUCGUCGAGAAGGCUGUCGCCGCGGUCGAGGCCAUCGCCGAGAAGGACGACGACACCACCACGGAGGACGACCUCAUGGUGGUGAGCGCCGAGCUGGAGAAGGUCCUCGGCGGCCGCAACAGCGGCACCGCCAGCGACCUGGUGGCGUCGGCGCGGGUGAGCUUCGCCAUGGGCGUGGACUGCCCGCUGCAGGGCUUCCUUUUCGGCUCCCCGGUGAGCGACGCCGAGUCGCGCCUGGAGCAGCCGCGGGACAGCAACGGCGGCCGGCGCACCUCGCUCGGCGAGCUGUUCAUGCGCACGCGCUUUGCCGACGAGAAGGUGGCGCUCGUCGCCGUCGAGGAAGGCGAGGACUGCGGGGAUGGAGCCGCCGGUGGAGAAAGGGUGGACGGGAAAGCAGGGAAAGAAGGCGGCGGCGGCCACAAGAUAAUGAAGAAGAGGAGAGUGAAGGAUGGAAAAGUCGCCGGUGGUGAAGGAGCGCCGGCGAGUGCAGCUGUGACCAAGAGCAAGUUUCAGAAGAUCCUUCAAAUCUUCCACAGGAAAGUGUACCCUGAGAGCACGGCGCUGGCGAGGAGCCCGACCAAGAAGAGCCGCAAGCGUGGCAGCAGUGGCGGCGCCGAUGACCCCGUGCCGUUGUCACCCAAGCUCAGGUGCCGCAAGGAGCAGCGCACCCCGGGGUUCGGCUGCUGCGCCAACCGCGCUUCCUUCGGUGGCGCUGCUUCUCCUAUUGACGACGACGAGCUCAACGGCAGCAAGAGCGGCCACUGGAUCAGGACCGACGCUGAAUAUUUGGUGCUGGAGUUAUAGAGAGAGAAAGUCAGGAUCUGUUGGCUGGUCAAUAUCAACCAUAGUGUUUCCUCAAAAAAAGAAUCAAGCAUAGUGAGUAUAUUGAGCAUGUUGUGUACUUAUGUUUAUGUGCUUGCCUCCUACAAAAUCCUUAAAUGUUUGUUCAUCAUAUUACCUGAAUGAGUUGUAUGUGUCAGUCUAUAAAGGGGAAAAGGACUGUGAAUGUAUGAACUUAAUGUAUGGUUUGCAUCAAGAUGUGAUUGCUGUAUUAUGGA
Messenger RNA from Panicum hallii, 1673 nucleotides. RefSeq names its product protein LAZY 1. The transcript has 5 exons. Gene Ontology annotation, biological process: regulation of auxin polar transport; gravitropism. NCBI's taxonomy places the organism in Eukaryota, Viridiplantae, Streptophyta, Magnoliopsida, Poales, Poaceae. The record is from RefSeq and is a predicted model, not a curated record. The coding region runs from base 184 to 1419 and encodes 411 amino acids.